AUGCAGGCGGCGCUGUUCCAGCCGCCGCCGGCGUAUAUGGACAGUGAUGACUAUGUGUAUACCCAUGGGCUCGUGCCUCAGUCCUACCUGACCCCCAGUAGCGAUCCGUUGGACCCUAGGGCGGUGAAUACGAAAGCGGUUGCGGACGUGCGCCGGCAACACGUUCGGCGCCUGUACGAUCUGCUGCAGCUCAUGCUGCUUCGGCGCGACGCGCCGCGCGCCGCGCGGUGCCUGCGGUUGCUGAUGAACGCAAAAGAGUGGCGGCCGAUUGAGCUGUGGAAAAUGGGGCUUGAAGUCGUGAUGCUGCCUGGCAGCACGCGGCAGCCGCUGCGCUACCUGCAACAACUCGCUCGGACACGAGCCGUGCUGCGUCCCUAUCUCCUCCCGCUCAUGGUCCGCGAGAUGAUUGCCGCGGGAAAAUACCACGACGCGCUCGAAGAGCUCAACAGCGUCAUUGCCGCCUAUCCCUAUCGACACAAUCCUCAGCUGCAUGCCUACCUCGGCCUCUUGACACUCUAUCUCGGCGCCCUGUCGCCGACGGCUGACACUGCCAGCCCGUAUACCAGCCUCUUGGCACCUACCGAUACCACGCCCGCCGUCUCUCCCUCGGUGCGCCGCUCGGCGCGCCUGCACUUUGAAAAUGCCGUCAAGGUCGCGAGCCGCUAUAUGGCGAUGCAAAACUUUGCGUUCCAGCACCGCAUGCGCAUGCAUACCCAGCGCCACGCGCGCCUCUCUCGCUUCGCUGCAAACCACCGCGAGCGCAUGUGGCGCUCCCUGCGUGAGGACGGCUGGAUCUUUGGCCAGGACACGCCGGAGCCCACGCCUGCCCAACGGAGCACGCCCCCCACCGAGGACACGGAAGAAGAGUCGGAGGCGGACGAAGGCACGCUGCCCCAGGCGAGCUACUUCACCCUGGAGUCGGAAGUGGAAUCCGGUUUUACGUCCGAUGAUCCUGAUUCGUCACCGCCGCCCGGUACGGUCGAAGGUCCUGCACCCCUUCCCAGGGACUCGCCACGUACCACUACCCCCGAGCUGACCGAGGAAGGUGUACCGGAGGCGCCGGAGGACGCCCCCGAGAUUCACCUGCCUUCGGUGCAAUGGUCCGUGCAUGUGGCGCAAUUGUAUUUGGAAAGCCUCGCGCCCUAUGGCCCCAGCGUGCCGCGCGCCCACCGGCGUCCGUAG
This is a messenger RNA of Malassezia japonica, 1182 nucleotides long. RefSeq lists its product as uncharacterized. Lineage: Eukaryota; Fungi; Basidiomycota; Malasseziomycetes; Malasseziales; Malasseziaceae. Gene Ontology annotation, molecular function: RNA polymerase I general transcription initiation factor activity; RNA polymerase I core promoter sequence-specific DNA binding. Gene Ontology annotation, biological process: transcription initiation at RNA polymerase I promoter. The transcript has 4 exons. The record is from RefSeq and is a predicted model, not a curated record. The coding region runs from base 1 to 1182 and encodes 393 amino acids.